AUGGUGUCUUCCGACGAGAGGUCAACGCCCGAUAGCGUGGGCAACCGCGGAUUCACAACUGACUCGUUGUCGGCCACUCAGGGGCGUCUCAACCUCCCUGAGAGGCCCGGCACACCGAAACUGAACGGAAUCAACGGAUCGGCGAGUGUGACGCAGACAGAGCAUAAGGCGCCAUCAACACCGUCAAGAGCGGCUGUCAAGCGCGCGUCUCUGAGUGCGACCCCCCGCGCAUUCAGGAAAAAGGUACCCUGGAAGGGUAAAAACAUCAUGGUAUGCUUCCCGAGCAACGACCGACGGGGUCAGCCCGGCGGGCCUCCAAUGCCCCUUACCGAGACCCAGGUGAAGGGCAUGCUUCGAAGUUGGGAGGAGCUUGGGUACAACACCGAAGGAUUCGAUUUAGCAUCGGAUGCACAAGAGCUUGGGACUGUGGAGCAUUCACAUAGUAGGGGAUCCUGGCCCGACUUUGAUGAUGUCGCACGGGAGCGGCAGAGCGGCAAAUACCCAAUAGUCCUCCCCGAUCUCAAUGCCUGGAAGAAGUACGUCGACGAGCUCAACGAGGCCAAACUUCGCGCCCUGGGCGUUUCGUUUGGCGAUGAAGAACCUCCCCUCCCUCCGCCGCCAGCGAUCUCCCCCGCUACGACGAUGAGCCGGCAAACGUCGAUGCAAUAUCCGCCCCUGCCAUUCUCCCCACCGAUUCCAACGUCCUCCGCAUCGAGCAACCAAGCAGUCCCCGGCUUCCCAUUCAACGUGCCGUUCGUCACCUCUGCCGCCCAGAGUCCAGGUAUCCCGGCUGGCGCAUCACCGGGGCCGUUCAACAAGUUCAAUCCCCGGGCGUCUAUCUCGAUCCCUUCGCCACAUGGGUGGUCUCCCUCCAUCAUGCUCGGGCACCGUGUUGGCUCGCCCUCGCUCGCAAACCUCAGCGCCAUGAUGUCUCCUACUUCCCCAUUCUCUCCUGAUGGGAUGGGCCCUGUCGGGCCUGUUGGACACCAACGGCAUCAGUCACUACAGUUCCCUGUCUUGCCUCACCAGUUCCAAGUGCCAGUCAGAGCCUCGCCGCGCCUGCAGGAUCUGUGCGAAAUCGACGAGGAACCGGCAGAGGAAGAGGCAUCGAAGCCCCACGAAGCCGGCUUUGUGCACCACAACGCUAGUGAUAGCUUGCAGAAGGAAAUUGACGAGGCUGAGUAUCACCUCGAGGAGCAGAUGCGCUCCCAGCUCGACAAUGACGAAGACUACAGCCCCCACAACGAAAACGAUAAGGGAGAGAUGCCCGCAUUGCCAUCUGUGCAGUUCGCGGCUCAAGCCACCCAGUUUAGUCAAGCGGAUGGUCUUGUUUUGCAUCACCCCAGACCGCACAGCCGAGGUCACUCGCUCUCUCAGAAGUUUUAUACCGAAGACGACGCAACUGUCGAGGGUGGCUACAGACCCACGCUGCAGGGCAUUAGUUCGCACUUGUCAGAAGAUUCCGAGAUCGAGACCAAUCCGAGUAAUCUGGGAACUCCUGUUCAGAACUUUGAUUUUGCCAAGAUCGCCCACCAGCGGACGCUGUCGAAUGACAGCAACCCAUGGCAACACAGUGAGCCCGGAAGGCCGGCUGCUAACGGCAAUCACCAGCCACGCGUAAGCCACGGCAGCAAGUCUUCUUUCUCGAAGCUCAAUGUUGAGGCUCCGGAGUUCAAGUUCAACCCCGCGAGCUCGUUCACUCCAGAUAACGGGUUUGCCUUCUCAAACUCCUCGUUCGCGACCCCUGUCUUCAACGCAGGGUUACCGCAGACCGUUCCCAAUGCGUUUGGUAUGGCGGCUCCGUUGCCAGCGCCCGUUCCAGCUCCUGUGCCAGCUCCUGGCCCUACCAAGAUUAAUGUCAACGCUGCGCCCUUUUCGCCUGGAUCGAGCGACUUUAGCUUCUCAAGCUCAGGCCCCAAGUUCAGGCCUGAUGCUCCCGCCUUCACCCCAACUGGCAUCCCCGGAGUGACUGCUGGUUCCGUGAAGAGCACGAGCAAGCCUGGCUCCAUCUUUGGAAGCAUUGAUCUUUCUGCCGCGGACAUUGUCAAGCCCGCGAAGAAGUCGCAGGCCGUUCUUAUCACCAAGCCUGAGGAUGAACAGCCCGAUGAGGAGCGUGAGGGUGGCAAGGCACCUGGUCAGUACACUGGUGAGGAGACACGCAGCAAACGAGCCAGGUCUUCGGUUGCUCCCGAUGAUGAUAUUGCUCUCUUUGCGGAACGUACAGACGACCCUACCUUGGUCGUCGCCAAGCCAGAGACGGUUGCCGAAGACGAUGGACCGGUGGAGGACAAGUCCUUCGAUGAGUCCAACAACGGCCAGGAAGACACUGCGCAGUCGUCCAUGGUCAUUUCAGCAACACCGGAUACUGAGGCUGCAAUCAGUCCCUCUGAAACUUCACCGGACCAGGCGACUGUUCCUUGGGCGCCAUUCGAGUUCAACAAGCCGACUGAGAUGCAGGCAUUCGCCGAGGCCGCGCCAUUCGAGCCUGGAAGCUUCAAGGCUGGCCAUACGAAAUCACUUUCAGCCACGGCCAAGGCCUUCGUUCCUGGCGUGCCUGUGUGGGAAGACGAUAAAGAUACCACUCCUGAAGCUACACCUAUCGUUGCCAACGACGAACAUUCAGGACUCAGUCAAGAUGCCGCUGAAACAGUCGUCGAGUCUAUCGAGCAGCCAGAGGAGGACCUCGAAGUGCCGAGUCCCGCUGCCACCCGAUCACUCGACAAGGAACUACCCCCAGCUCCUAAGGGGUUGGCUGCGUCCCGUUAUGCCCGCUCCUCCCCUCCACCUCCGCCUCCACCCAAGCAAAGCGGGCUCUCGGCCUCCCGGUUUGCCACCGCUCCCUCCCCGAGCAACGAGCAACCACAGCAACAAGUUUCCAUGCCUGCUUCGUCUACUGAACUUGAUGACAAGCCCUUGCCCUCAGCUCCGGCGGAGGAGGCUGCUGGGGAUAUGCUUGCCGAACCCACCAUGGCUGAUCUGGAUGAGAUCAUGCGUCGACUCAACGAAAAUCCGGAUAUGGGUGUGAAAAAGACGUAUAACAACGAGAACCAAUGGGCCCAUGCUGACCCAGCUCCUCCUCGGGGAACGUCAUUGGAGGUUCCACUUGACGCGCCUCUGCUCCGCAGCGAGGCUUCUAGCCCUAAGCCAAGCAGCCGUCAGUACGAUGAAAUGGCCGACUCCCCAAGGACGUUGUCUGCCGAGCCUGAAGAUCCGUUCAACGAUCAAAUGCAGUACACAGAGGGUGCAGUUCAGCGCCUCAAUGGAAGCGAGAGCCUUCCUGCUAGCGACUGGGAGGGCACCUUCACAGAGGACGAACAAACGAAGCUUGAGUCGCGUGUCAAGUUCUUUGACGGCCGUGUCAGCGAUCUUGUUGAUGGACUGCUUGCUGCUCGCCUCAAGCCUUUGGAGCAGCUUGUCUCUGGUCUUGCUCGCAGCGGAAAGCACCUUCAUUCUUCCCAGCCACGUCACAGUGUGUCGGAUACGGAAGAUGGCGACGACGAAGAGGAUGGGUUGACUCAUCUCAGGCGCCCUGCGAGCCCCCGCCGGGACCGCAGAAUGCAGCAAAUUCGUGCGGCUGUUUCCGAGGCGCUCGCAGCUCACCAAAAGAUUCCAGCAGAAUCGGCUCGUUCUUUGGCGGGCGAGGACAAUUCUCGUGUCCUGUCUGUUUUGGAAGAGAUGAAGACACAACUCAACGUCAGGGCCGACAUUGGGAAUAUCGUGGAGGAGGUUAUUGAACGGCGUAUCCCGCCCGCGGCUGUGGAUAAGGAUCAUGAGAUCAGCCAGUUGCACGCUCGGCUUGCGGCUUUGGAGCAGCGUCUUCAGGAUAGCGAUGCCAAGCUGGCAGCUGAAACUGCUGCUAGACGGGCGGCCGAGGAUAGUGCCGCUAGGGCUAGCCGUGAGCUUGAGAAUGCGGCUACCAAGAUUGAUGUUGAAAUGAUGAACAAGAGCUCCUUGGGGCAGCGCAUCAACGACCUCGAGGAGCGUGUGCACCACGCCGAGCAUCAGGUGGAGGAGGCAGUCAACGGUAGAAGGGCUGCUGAAGAUCGUCUUGCAGAGAACCAGCGGUUGCUUCGCAUCUCUUCAGAAGAGGAGACUCGUCUUCGUGAACUCGUCGAUACUAAGGAUAGCGAGAUGAACGAGGCGCGCAAGGAAACUCUGCACUGGCGGGGUGAAGCUACCCGUAUUGCUACUAUUGCUCAGAGACGGGAUAAGGACCUUGCUCAGGCGCUUGACGAAAAUAAGGCGCUGCACAAGCUCAUUGAGACCCUUGGCACCCAGGUCGAGGAGAACGAGCGUGUCCGUGACAACUAUCGCACCAAGUUGUUCUCUCUCCAGGAGGAUAUGGCCAAGGCUGCAAAGGAUAUUGCUGAGGAGAAUGCCCGUCAUGCCAAACGGGAGCAAGGCCUUGUCGCUCGGCAGGAGGUUCUCGAGGCUAGACUUCAGGCCGAGGCUCGAACUCGCGAGCGCAUUGAGACUGAGCUCCAGAGGCUGGAAAUGGGCGAGCGCCAGGGCAUGCGCGCUGUCGCAGAGUGUAAGAGACUCGAAAAUGUUCUCGCCGAGAUGCGCACCGAGAAUCACAAGUUGCACCAGAGCGCCCUCCGCUACCAGGCCGAAUUUGAAGAGGCUAGGGAGUCUGCUGCCCGUGAGGUUCAACGCACUCGCGAUGCUAUGCAGAGCGAAAUCGACGCUGCCAAUCACCAGGUCAACGUUGCUCGCAACGAGCUUGAGGACCAGAUGGCGAGACUUAGAAGCCAGCUCGACCAAGUCAAGAUGGAUGCUGACACUUCCAAGGCGCGCCUUGAGAUGCUCUUGGAGGAAGCUCAAACCACCAAGCAGACCGAGCUUGGAGCCCUUGCUGAGAAACAUCAGAACGAGAUGGAGGACCUGCAGGCACGUUACGACCGCCAGCUCAGCAACACCAGAGAAGAUGCCCACCGCACUGAGCAGAACCUGCUGGAGCGUCUUAGCAUCUCCACCUCCAAGUCCGAGCACCUCCAAGACAAGGUCGCCCAUCUCGAGGAGAAGCUUGAGAUUGCCAAGGAGGCUGCACGGGCUGCUGCUCAGGCUGCCAAGUCGUCUGUUGGUGGUGCGGAAUUACCUGCCCAGGUUGGCGCUUCCGCGGCCAGGGAAUUGGGAGUUCCAGAGAGGAUUUCGCCCCAGGCUCUGCGCGAGUCCAUCAUGGUCUUGCAAGAGCAGCUCCAGGAGCGUGAGCAGAGAAUUGAGGAGCUUGACCAGAAGCUUGCCAAGGUUGAUCCCGAAGCGGAGACCAAGAUUUCGAAGCGCGACGACGAGAUCAUCUGGCUCCGUGAGCUUCUUGCCGUCAGACACUCGGAUCUGCAGGACAUUAUUGCUGCUCUCGGACGUGAAGAUUACGACAAGAACACGGUCAAGGAUGCGGCGAUCCGUCUCAAGGCCAACCUCCAAAUGGAGGAGCAGGAACGCGAAAGGGCACUCAAUGGUGGUUCUGCCAUCAACCUGCCCAACAUUGCCGCCACCAUUCGCGAAGCGGCCACUCCCCGCGUUGCCCAGGCUGUUGGUCCUUUGGCGGCCGCGUGGGGUAACUGGCGCAGGUCGAGAGAUCCGUCGUUUGGUGCUGCCAGCAGUGUACAGUCGCCCACCGGGUCGACUAGUGGCAGCAGCACCACACCAUCCAAGAGCGGCCCUACUGCGAGCGGCUUCCUCGGGGGUCUGUUGACACCUCCUGCCUCCAGUCUUAGACAGACGCCAACCGCCCCUCCAGUAAAGCAGCCGACUGCUUUCUCGAGCACCGGACGCCGCUUCACUGCCCAGGACCUUGCCAACCGACCUCUCGGGCCAGCUUCUGCCGCCGUGCAACAAGCGCAACUAGAGACGGCAGCUGCUGUCCCUGCUCUCCCCUCGGUGUUGAGCACCCCGCCCCGUCGCACCGCCUCUUCCGGACCAGUGACACCACCGAUGCGGGACAACGCCUACGAUUCCGAUGCGCAAGACUUUGACGAUGCCGAAUUUUAUGAGGAGUGAGCACGUCCUCAGGAACCAGCACCAUCAUCAGUUCGUGUCUGUAAGCCCGCGUGGCUAAAAUUAUUAUAACCCCUUAUUUCCUUUGUUUAUUUUCUAUUGUUUGUGUUGUCAAUCAAGAUGGAGGAGAAGAGAGUUGUAGAUAAUGAUGGAUGGGAACGCGAGUGUUGGCAUGAAACACACACCAAUCAGCAACAUGGUUUACAUACACACACACCCAUUCACACACUGAGAAAAACAAAGAAAGCAAAAACUAGAAUGAUACCCCUUCCCCCUUUUAUAUAUUUCUCUCACUACCAGAUUGUUGUUGUUGUUGUUGUUGUUGUUGUUUGAGGAAACUUUGGUAAUUUUGGCUUUUUGUCGAUAGUUGUUGUUUCUGAGGAGGAGGAAAGCAAAGUUCGGUUUUGAUCAAUUCACUGUCAUUGUCUUUUUUUUUUUUAGUUGGCACCAGCAGCAAGUUUGGCUUUGGAUGUAUGAUUCUGUAUAUUGCCUUCUCUUCUGUCUCCCUCCCCUAAAAAAAAAGGGUGAG
Podospora pseudocomata is the source of this 6526-nucleotide messenger RNA. RefSeq lists its product as uncharacterized. Lineage: Eukaryota; Fungi; Ascomycota; Sordariomycetes; Sordariales; Podosporaceae. The coding region runs from base 1 to 6000 and encodes 1999 amino acids. The transcript has 2 exons. The record is from RefSeq and is a predicted model, not a curated record. Gene Ontology annotation, cellular component: cytoskeleton.